This is a messenger RNA of Chinchilla lanigera (long-tailed chinchilla), 8611 nucleotides long. It is a transcript of the gene Pax5, whose product is annotated as paired box 5. Gene Ontology annotation, biological process: regulation of transcription by RNA polymerase II; anatomical structure development. The record is from RefSeq and is a predicted model, not a curated record. The transcript is spliced from 10 exons. Gene Ontology annotation, molecular function: DNA-binding transcription factor activity, RNA polymerase II-specific; RNA polymerase II cis-regulatory region sequence-specific DNA binding. Lineage: Eukaryota; Metazoa; Chordata; Mammalia; Rodentia; Chinchillidae. The coding region runs from base 1119 to 2291 and encodes 390 amino acids.
UCCACACGCAGCGGGUCCUGAAAGCGGCUCCGGGGCGGCGCGGUGGCGCACUGUGCGCGCCGAGCAGGCGGAGGGCUAGCGCCGGCGGCAGGAGCGUCAGCGUGGACAGUCAAAGCCGGCAGUGGCUUCAUCUCAGCACCGACAGUCCCGGCGGCCUUGGUAGCGGGGGCCCUCCGGCUCCCUCCUCAGUCCCUCGCUCCUCGCCUGGGGCGGGCGCGGCGCUGUCCCGGAAGAGGCUUCUGGAAGGCAGUCCGAGGAGACCCCGAGGGCGGGCAGAGGGCUCGAAGAGUUGGCCGGCGUGAGGCAGAGAGCCAGACGAGAAGGAGCCGGUCGCGGUUGUCCCCAUUCCUGGUCCCAGCGAUGGGGGAACGGCGGGGGCCGCGGGAACUUUGAAGGCAACGGGUUCCAGGGUUUGAGGCUUGCCAGCUCCUGCGGAACUCCGGCGGCUCUCGGCCACGCCAGCAGAGGCGGAAGCAUCUCUGAGCCCACCGGGGCCCCUGUGCGGCUAGAGAAGUUCUUUGCAACUUCGUCCCAGACGGCUGAGAGCCAGUUGCAGAGAGGCUGAGGGGGCAAGUCGGAGCCCCAGGGACUCAGAAAAGCAGAGAGAGAAAGGACCUGGAGGAGACGGAGGGAGCGAGGAGGGAUCCUAGAGCAGCGAGGCCGCGGAACCAGUCUGGCAUCCCGCGAGCCUCGCUGCUCCCUGAGUGCAGCUAAGGACCGUGUGCUCCGGUGGCCUUUGCUCAGAACAGCUCCUGCCGGGGAUAGGGGGCUCCUAGUCGACCUGGAGGUGGGCCCCUACGCUAUGUGCCCGAAGCCGCCGGUGCACUGGCCGCAGCUACCCGCGGCUGGGCCGGGAGCCGCCGCUUGAGCCAGCCAGGGAACGAAGCCGGCAGAGUUGGGCGCCGGCUCCCAGACUGUGCUAGCGCUGUUUCCCGCCUCUGCGCAGUACUCUACAAUCUUUGGCAGGGAGACUCUGAGAGUGACCUCAGGUUCCGGCGGUGUUUUCUGCUCGGCUCGCACGGUGCCCGGCCUGGUGGCGUGGUUCCCUAGCCGCCCUGGGCAGCCCCUUGGCGCCGGGAGGCGGAGGCGUGGGCCGGCCUGCAGUCUGGAGCGCCCCGAUGGAAAUACACUGUAAGCACGACCCGUUUGCAUCCAUGCAUAGACAUGGAGGAGUGAAUCAGCUUGGGGGGGUUUUUGUGAAUGGACGGCCACUCCCGGAUGUAGUCCGCCAAAGGAUAGUGGAACUUGCUCAUCAAGGUGUCAGGCCCUGCGACAUCUCCAGGCAGCUUCGGGUCAGCCAUGGUUGUGUCAGCAAAAUUCUUGGCAGGUAUUAUGAGACAGGAAGCAUCAAGCCUGGGGUAAUUGGAGGAUCCAAACCAAAGGUUGCUACGCCCAAAGUGGUGGAAAAAAUUGCUGAGUACAAACGCCAAAACCCCACCAUGUUUGCCUGGGAGAUCAGGGACCGGCUGCUGGCAGAGCGAGUUUGUGACAAUGACACAGUGCCCAGCGUCAGUUCCAUCAACAGGAUCAUCAGGACAAAAGUACAGCAGCCUCCCAACCAGCCAGUCCCAGCUUCCAGUCACAGCAUAGUGUCCACGGGCUCUGUGACACAGGUGUCGUCGGUGAGCACAGACUCAGCUGGCUCUUCAUACUCCAUCAGCGGCAUCCUGGGCAUCACGUCCCCCAGUGCUGAUAACAACAAGCGCAAACGAGAUGAAGGUAUUCAGGAGUCUCCAGUGCCGAAUGGUCACUCACUUCCGGGCAGAGAUUUCCUCCGGAAGCAGAUGCGAGGAGACCUGUUCACGCAGCAGCAGCUGGAAGUGCUGGACCGAGUGUUUGAGAGACAGCACUACUCAGACAUCUUCACCACCACGGAGCCCAUCAAGCCUGAGCAGACCACUGAGUACUCAGCCAUGGCCUCGUUGGCUGGAGGGCUGGAUGACAUGAAGGCCAACCUGACCAGCCCCACCCCUGCCGACAUUGGGAGCAGUGUACCAGGCCCACAGUCCUACCCCAUUGUGACAGGCCGUGACUUGGCGAGCACAACCCUCCCCGGGUACCCUCCGCACGUCCCCCCCACCGGACAGGGCAGCUACUCAGCGCCUACGCUGACAGGGAUGGUGCCUGGGAGUGAGUUCUCUGGGAGUCCCUACAGCCACCCUCAGUAUUCCUCAUACAAUGACUCCUGGAGGUUCCCCAACCCGGGGCUGCUUGGCUCCCCCUACUAUUACAGUGCUGCUGCCCGAGGAGCUGCCCCACCUGCAGCUGCCACUGCCUAUGACCGUCACUGACCCUCGGAGCCAGGCAGGCGCCAAGCACUUAUGAUACAUAUCAUUAAGGGAGAGAACCUCCCCAGCACCCCAAGACAGCCGUAGGGGUGUCCAGCAAGACCAUCCCCCAGCAACUCCUCCACUCACCCGAAACUCCUUCCUUCCCCUUUUCCUGCCAGGGAUUCAGGUUCUCUGGUAGGGCUACUGACUUACGGAACCUUGUCCAUUUCAAGAGUCAGUCGAUGAGCUUCUCCCGGUGGUGACAGGGUUUCUGGAAACCAGCAGAAUGUGCUGCAGACCACUUCAGCCCAGCACAGCUGCCAGUCCCCCACUGCCUGGCUACCUGUGCGCCCUGGCUGCUGCAGCCUGGGGAGGAUAGCCAGCUUUUGUUACUUCAGCAGCACCCCUGUAAAUACCUUCCUGCUUGUCUGUGGGCCUGAAAAGCUGACUUAGCAGACUGUCAGCCCCACAAUGCAUCUUACACUCACUAGUGCAUCACAGGACACCUUUGGCCUGUGCGCAGAAUGUCCCCUCCACCCUGCGUGCCCCGUCAUGGGAGCUCGAAGCUGUCCUUGAGACUGAGGGUGGGGCCCCAGCCUCCUACUCACCCCUACUGCUCUAAUGUCUUGACCUGGAGUCUCACUGGACAGAUUGUGCUGUGAGCCACCCCUGAGAUUCCUCCAGGAAGAAAACACUUUGGAGAGAUGCCCUGGCUUCUUGUCUCCAUUUCCUUGGGGCCACUGAAGUGUGAGCAGCUCCUUUCCAGAUCAAAGGACUCAAAAGAGAACUGUCUGGGAGAUUCUUCAGCUGCUGUUCUACAGUAAGAGAUCAUCCAAGUGUUGAUUGCAUCGUGGACUUUGAAUGUCACGGCUGGAUAGGAUCAGAAGAUCAUCUGAUCCAAGCCAGGGAGGGGCCUGAGGCUCUCCUGACCCCCUCCGCCCCUGGAACCGCUGAGCUGAACUGGAAUGUUUUCUGAGGCAUGUCCAGGUUCAUAUCAUUUUGGAAACCCACCAUGGACACUUCACCCACCCUCCAGGACCCCAGCAAGUGGAUUCUGAGCAAAUUUGUCCCAGUGAUAUAGACAGUGAUUAGCAAAAUGGACCUUCCCCUGCACCAGGGACCACAGCAUCCUACAACGGUCAGCUAGAACCUGAGUUUCCACUUGGGGUAGCCCUCUGCGUCCUCACCGAGGUGGGCCUGUCCCUGGGCACAGAGGUGCUGGGGUUGAAAACACUUGCUUAACUUCACACAGUGCAGACCUUCCCGUUGAUACAGGGGCUGGGAUGGUCAGGGCUAUGGCCAAGGACCACAGGAGCUCAGAGAGGGAACGUGGGGGAGCUCAGUGCGGGCUAGGCUAGUCUGAGGAAUUCAGCGGGGAAGACUGGAGAGACAGCAGAAGGCUUCCUAGGGGAGGGGCAGGACAAACAGGAACACGUGUGUGACUUGGGAGUGGUUUUGAGAUGGGAGUACCGGGUGCCACCCUCGUUGCACCUGGGGCUUCAGUCCCUUGCAUGGUCUCUCUUGCCAACUCAGAACAACCAGAUGGAGCCCCCAUCCAAGCCUGGGCUAAGUUACAGCAAUGACAGCAGGCUCAGUCAUCUCAUGUGACAGUGUCCUUGCCAUUCUUGUCCUGGCUGUAGCUCUGCCGUACUAUAGGAUCUCAGGCAAGACCUUUAAGUCUGAGCCUCGGCUGCUUUGGUACAGCAGGUUUACCAGACAGUUUUCUCCUCUUCUUCCCAGAGAGGUGGGAUAUUAAUCUGGAGAAGGCUUUCCACUUCUGAACAAGCAUUUGGGAGCAGGCAUCUGAGUCCUGCUAAUGUUUGGCUCCAGGGGGAAAUAAGAAUACCUUGAGAGGUGGAUAUCAGAAGCACCUUGGGCAAAGGCCUCCCCUAGAGGAAACUGAGGCCCAGCUUGGGGAAAACCAGGUCUAUGCCGGGGAAAAACAAGCCUCCUCUGGUCAUCUCCAAGUGUUUUUGGUCCUCAGCAUCCCCACAGGGUACCGGGGCAGAAGAGGAUACCGAGGCUCAGCAAAGCGGUGUCUCCAAGCAGUGACUGACAGAGAUAGAGCUGAUAGAAACUGACAGAGAUAGGGACUCGGGCCCCUGCCUUCUAACAUACGAUGGCCAUCAUCACCUGCAUCUAUAUAUCUCCUACUCAUGGUAGAGAGGUUGACAGUGAGGGCAGUGGGAGGGGGUUCUGGGCCCAGUUUUCCGGCCUGAGUGCCUGGGCCUGUGAGAACUUGGCAUGUAGUCCCAGUCACCCAGAGAAGAGGUGGGGCUGAUGAGGGUAUGGCGUGCAUGCCACUCCUCUGGAAUCUGCUAGGCAAAGAGGGAAGGUGGCUGGUGCCAGAGCCCAGCCAUGGGUGCUGAGAUGAGCUGGCUCCAGCCCCACCUGCUGGGCCAGGUAGGAGAAGGAUGUUCCUUGGCUCCUACCUUCCUCUCUCUCCCAGGAAGUGGGGGGACUGGUGAUCCCCAGCACAGGCUCUUGGGCCUCUGUUCCCUGCCACCCCUCUGCGAAUGAGAUGUACCACAUCUUUGGACCCUGGCUUAUCCUUGUGCAUUUAGGCUUUGGGAGGAAGUCAGCCUCCCUCGAGCCAGGUGCCUAAGGCACACACCAUCCUUCCUCAGCAAUCCCACCCCACACUGGCCUCUCCCCAUCCUACCCUGAUUUCACCCCAUAAUGAGCUCCCUCCGUGCUUUUUCUCUCUCGCUUGAGGCCUUGCUUGUCCUCGAUGGGAUUUGUAUUUAUUAGAAACUAUGUGAAGCACAGGAUUACACAGAUGUACAUGGAUGUUCUCACACAUGCACACCUGCUCUCAGAGAUGCCUGGGACUUGAUGAGGAGAGUUCCAAAGGGCACAAGCUGUUGAGUAGAUGCCAGAGAAUUCUGAAUGGAAAGCCUGAGCCUGGGACUUCACCAGCAUCAUGGGAGGCAUGGGGGCAUUCCUCCACUGGCCUUCAGCCCUAUGUUCCAGCUCUGACUUUUUGAAAAAGGAUAUUUUCAUACCAUUUGUCUAGUUCCAAUAUGGAAAAAUUUGAAGACAUAUCAAACCCACCUUCCCUUUCCCAAGGCACCCUGGUUAGGGUUAGCGCUUUCAUAACUGACAUUGGAUAGUGCUUUGGAAUCCUCCACCAACUUGUGGGGCAAAGAUCCUAAUGCUCGUUUUACAGGCGAGGAAAUUUGAGGUCCACCAGUUACAACAGAGAUGCAAUGAAUUCGAAGAUCUCCAGGCUCAUUGUGCCCCACCCUUACCCAAGGCCUGUGAUCCUGUCAUGAGAGUCUAUGGCUCGGAGGCACCCAUCCCUCAAUCCUCCAGGAAUCACCAGACCCACAAUGAAAAAAGAAAGAACAGGGCCCAGAGGCUGGCUUGAUGGUAGGGACUAAGGGUUGGUGGCCUGCUGGUCCAGCUUGAUUCUUAUUAACACUGAGACCUGCAGUCUUCGCUCAAAUUCCCACCAACACCUGAAACUUGCAUCCAUACUCUCCUCCUGCAUCCUGGAGCUCAGAGGGGUCAGAGCCUGUCCAAACGUACACCAUGACCCCUGGCAGGACCCAGAUGUGGCCUGGCUCUGGCUCCCAGAGGGCAGAGUGCCUGUAUCAUGAGCUGUCCCCAUACUCCUCUUUUCUCUGCCCUUUCCACUUUGAAACAGACUGUGACAGUGUACAGGAAUGCCUGAGUGAGGUCCUCAGGAUAUCCAUGGGCCCAGAAAAGAGAGUUCACAACCUCAUGAGCUCUGACCGAACUGCUUCCCAUCCAGGCAGCUUGCCCCUGGGCAGAGCAUGAGGCAGCCUGGUAUUGUGGGGCCUGAGAACCCAGAAGUGGAUUUACAACUUUUAAAACAAUGUCAGCUAAAAACAAAUAUGUCUAUUGGCCACACCUGACCUGCUGGCCAUCAGUUUAUGACACCACCAACCAUCACUGUGGAAUGUCUCCUUCCUCACCUCCUUGUCCUUUGUUGCACAUUUGGAGGAGAUGCGAGCCUAGAAGGGUGAGUGAUGCUUCUGAUUGUCCACGAAGUCAGUCCAGAAACAGGCAAAAACAGGCCCUGCUCCUCUCCCAGGUCUCCUCCUGGGCUCCUGCAACUUGUUUGGGCCUUAAGGGAGCUGAGGGUAGAACAGCAGAGAUGGUGGGCUGUGGGUAACUGUUGGCUCUUAAGGGAAGUAAGUGCUGCUGCAGCCCGUUUCCUAAAGCCCCAGAUGUGGCCUCAGGGCACUGAGGGUGGAGAUUCCUGUAUAAGGAGACACACUGCAGAGUGACUGGCUUGCCUUUGGCAGCCUUGAUUCCAGCCUCCUGCUUGUGGAUGACAUUUCAGCUAGAAUUGAGCUCCAAGCUCUGGAGCAAAUCUUAAAAACAAACCAAGCACUCUAGACAUAUACUUGGAAGCAAGCUCUAUCUGAGAUGCAGCAUCACAGCAAGGUAGAGAAAACCCAUACCUGGGCUAAGCCACGCCUGGGCUAGAGUGAGUCAACCUCCCAGGAUGCUGGGUUAGAUCAGCUCCACAGCACCCCUGCCGCGGUGCUGGCUCCGAGGCCCGGGCCUUGUCACCUCUCUGGAGUCUGCCUCUGAUGGUUUCCAGGCACACACACUGGUGCUCCUGGUGAAUUUAUUCCUUUAGUUCUUUGGCCUUGGAGAAGUCCAAGACAAGUGCAUUUCUUAAAAGGUAACAAAAUACAUGAUUGGAAAGUUGGACAGUCAGGCCAUGACUCCUAGCCUGCAGGCUGCCCCACCUCCUGGCAGCCCCUUCGGCCCCUUGUCCCCUGUUGUCCCCAGACCUCAGGAUUCCCUCUUGCAUAUUCAUGGGGGAGCCACAGCGUUGAUCUACACUUCCCUGCUGUCAGAUCCAGCUGCACCUCAAGUGGCAACCAGGUCCCCAGGGGCUGGCUUCAGAGGACACAGUGAGUUCCCUGCGCAUGUGUGUCUGAUGAGGCUGCAGCUUCUCUGAGGUGGGCUGCUGUCUGGGAACGAGCAGAUACCAGUCUUUCUUUUCAUUCUCUGGUAUUUCCUUGGCGCUUGGGCCCUAUUCCCGAUGCCUCAGGAUUGAAGGGGACCUGAGAAUCAUGUUACUGCUGUUGGAGAGUUUCGCUCCAGGGAGUCCUGUUUAGCUCAUCUCCAAAUGGGAGGUAAACAUAGCCCCCUGCAUUAAAUCUAGACAUUCGUAUUCCUCCUGAGCAGUACCAGGAGAAAGCACACCUGCCUUUCUCUGCCCAGAUUCCCAAGUGGAGCCGGGCUCAAGCAAUGCCCUUGGCCUGUGGCAGGAGAGACAGCCGGUGGCUCUAAGCAUGGUACGGGGGGAAACAGGUGAAACAAAGGGGAAGGGGACUUGGCAGUUCUGUAUCCCCUUCCCGGACUUUGAGCCUGGUUGGGGGCCACACUGUACCCUCACCUGGUUCUACUGACCCUGAGGCUGGGGCCACUGAGCCUCCCUUGUCCCCCAAAUCACUAUGCCUGUGGCCAUGUCCCUCCUCUUCUCCGUAAGCGCCAUUAAGAACAAGUGAUUUUGGAUGAUGGAUUUUUGAUUUACAAAUGGUGCAUUUCCCUUGGAGUGGAACAGAAAGGAAACCAUUUAAUGGCUCCCUUAUUUUCAAGCAUGAAUACAUUUUAAUGAAACUACUUUACUGUAUUUGAGGAAAUAGAGUCGAACAUUCCAACCAAUCAAUAGAGAAUUAAUUGCUAUAAAGCUAAAAAGAAAAUAAAUAAAUCUCAAGUCUAUCUUAAACACCCUGCAAAGCUCAGAGCCUCAGAAUCUGGCCUUCCCCUUCACAAAGUGUGCACACGAGUGUGUGCACAAGGCACACACACAUCUACACCUCAGAAUUACUUGAAACUCAGAAAAAGUGCUGAGUCUCCUCAUGCCAAUUCUUGCCUGCUGUCCUUACCUUUGGUCACAGAAAGCAAGCAGACCUGGCAGCAGACUCUCCUGGGGCUCAGGAAGAGGCAGACCUGGGCCCUGGCCCUAAGCCACCAGCACAGUGUGGGGUGGUGGGCAGUGACGGCCUAGCUUUGGUGGGGCCCCACUUCUCCAGCCCAGCCACUGGGCCUCCCAUGUUGGGCUGAGGUUGGAAUUCUGAGUCUGAUUUGGCCCUGAUGCCUGCUGGAAGAUGCUGCCCUGGUUUUUCACCCUUUAGUGGCCUUUGGACAUUGAGUAUUUGUAGAAGUGCAGAUUGUAUUGCAAAUGGAACUCUCUGCUAGGAAAACACAUGGAUUUUGCUUUUCAUUCUUUGAGACAGUUGAUUUUGUCUUAGGAACUGAAUUUCCAGCAUCAAAGAAAUACAUAUCUACUGUAUCCGCCAAAGUUUGUGAUGCCUGCAUAGACGCUUACUUGUAAAAAAAAAAAAAAAAAA